Myxocyprinus asiaticus (Chinese sucker) is the source of this 2268-nucleotide messenger RNA. Its product is annotated as transmembrane protein 130-like. Lineage: Eukaryota; Metazoa; Chordata; Actinopteri; Cypriniformes; Catostomidae. The record is from RefSeq and is a predicted model, not a curated record. Bases 343 to 1278 code for a protein of 311 amino acids. The transcript is spliced from 7 exons.
CUUGUGAAUCAGUUACGUUUCUGCAUGAAUUAUGUUCUCUUUGGCAACACAAUACACAUCAUUAUUCAGAGGACCACAAGAAUUCAACACGUGAAUAUGAUUUCAAGCCUUUACCUAAGAGUGUGAAACACAUAAAAGCUUAGUUCAGUCUUACUCAAAGUCACAAGCUGUUGUCUGUACUCAUUUAGAGAUCCAUGCCGAUGAAUCCACAUGAACUGGUAAAAUACAGCUUAUUAUAGUUCUAAGUAAUGUAUAUGAAUUUAAGCUCCCCUUUUAUGAGUAACCAUUUAGUAUUUUUUUUUAAAUCAUAUAGAAUUUAUAUUUAAUUAAGGCAUCUUAGAAAUGGUUUCCUUUAGGAUCCAGAGUGUUCUGGUUCACAUUUUUCUCUCACGGAUUUCCUCUCUUGUUUUUGGGAUACCCGAGUUAAUCCACUCAUUUGAAAAUGUGACAGGAAAAAUCUCUUUCCGUCAAAUGGAUGGGAAUUCAACAUACUUACGGGAUAGUGGAGAGCUGGCAUCUUACAUACCCACCCUGGUUUCAUUUGAGCUCUCUAACCUGAGACUACGCUCUGCAACUUUUAUAUACACAUGGGACAUGGGCAAUGGGCAAGUGCUUGAAGGCCCAGAGCCUUUUGUGCAGUGUUGCUACACCUCACCUGGGAACUACAUAUUUAAAUUGAGCAUUGGAGCAAAUACGGCCAAACAUUCCACAAUUACUGGGCUGUACUCUGUAGAUUUGACUGUGUUAGAUGCCAUAAAGAGCAUUCAACUGAGAGGAUCUUUAAAUUAUAACGUGGACCAAAGCAGCAGUCUGUCCUUUCAGGUCAGAGGCAGUCUUCCGGUUUGGCUGUGCUGGAGAGUUUUGCCUGACUGCCACUCACCCAGUCCAACUUCCUGUAAUUUAGUUAAGAUCUACAAAAACAAAUUCAAUUUGAACUACACCUUCACAUCAGUAGGAACUUACUGUCUAGGCCUCAGCAUGAGAAAUGACAUCAGCAACUUCCAGACAUCCUACUACAUCUAUGUGCAGAGCAGUCCUGUGAGUCACCUCAUCUUUAUUUUGCCCAGUGCAGUUGUAAUUUUUGCCAGCCUCGUAUUCAUCUUUGUCUCAGUGUGUCGUCCACGGCAGGAAUCCCUCAUGUUUAAGGCAGUGGUGGAAAAUAUUAAUUGUCUCCCUUUUACAGACAUUGAGAUGCAUGCAAAUGAUGCAAUCAUCCCCUGCAAACCCAUUGCAUCAUCUUCCUCUUACAGCAAUGAAGCCCAGCCUCUUCUUCAUUAGCAGGGGCUUCCUACAACACCCAGCCCUGUUAGUCUCACUGUGACUAUCCGGUCCAUAUCAAAUUAGCCUGACAUUGUCACUGUGAAUGACAAUAUCUAGCCAUUCACAUUUGAGAGCAAGAUAGAAAUGGUCAGUCCUGACUCAACACUGUGAAUCAACACAAUACAGAACCACUGAAAGCUUUUAAUUUUGAGUCAUUUUUCUCUAUGUGAACUCACUAAUGACUCUCUCUUUGUUUCUGCUUGUGCUCUUUUUUGUGACAAUUAAAUUUUAUACUUAAGGGUUUUAAGGUUUUACCUUAUUAAGGUUUCUAAUGGAUCUUGGCAUUGAUUAUGAAAUUGGAAGAAUUAAAUUCAGUUCAACAAGGGUGUCUUUCUGAAUAUUGUUGAACCUAAUGAACAACAAGCACUGCUGGCUUUACUUUAGUUUGUGUAAAAGAUCAUAUAUAUUUGCUAGUGAUUAUGAGCAAGAGUUUCCUUGUCAAAGACCUAGAGCUCCUUCUCUUGAAAUGAAUGAGUCUGACCUAUAUAUUCCUGCUGUGAUGAUCAAUGACAUUUGCCAUCUGCACUGCAAGGUACCAGGAAGACAAGAAUUACAGCUCUUAAUAAUACCUCUCUGGGUUAAAGGGUAUGGAUGUGCUAUGCAUCAUAGUUUUUGGAAUAACCUUGCCCUUCUUCAGCUCAAACUUAGCUGAGGAAUUACUCUUGUCCUUGGAAGCAUAAAAAUAGCAAAAGUAUGUGAAAGAACUUGAAUAGGUUUCCUCACAAAAUUUUAUCACAGAUUUGUUUCUAGUUUUCAUGAGGAAACUGUUGAACAAUUAGUGCAAUACUGUUGCCUACAAAAUUAUUAUAAAUGUAUAAUUAUUGUGGUGACUAUCCUUAAGAAAAUUGCCAAUUCAGUCACUUCUUGGGUCUGCUGAGGUAUUUAGAUGCCCCUUGUAAUUUGAAUAAAUUGUCCACAAUGUUUGAGUCGAGUUCCAUGUUUUUAUUA